Molecule: messenger RNA, 2101 nt
Organism: Yamadazyma tenuis ATCC 10573
Lineage: Eukaryota; Fungi; Ascomycota; Pichiomycetes; Serinales; Debaryomycetaceae
Source: RefSeq, a predicted model, not a curated record
GCGAAGUUUCCAACUGACAUUUACUAGGUUUUUGAACUUAUACUUGUUACUUACAUCAAUUAUUUAACAACUGACUAUGAGUGGUUACGAUAGUGCUUUAUCCAUCUUUUCGCCUGAUGGACAUGUUUUCCAAGUUGAGUACGCAUCCGAAGCCGUCAAGAGAGGUACCUGUGCCGUGGGAGUGAAAGGAAAAGAGUGUGUAGUUUUGGGAUGUGAAAAGAGAACUACCUUAAAACUUCAAGACCCACGUAUUACCCCAUCCAAGAUCUGUAAGAUCGAUAAACACGCAUUAUUGGCAUUUGCUGGUUUGAAUGCUGACGCCAGAAUUCUUGUUGACAAGGCCAGAGUCGAGGCCCAAUCUCACAGAUUGACGUUAGAAGAUGCCGUCACCUUGGAGUAUUUAACCAAAUAUAUUGCCGGUGUUCAGCAGAAAUACACUCAAUCCGGUGGGGUAAGGCCCUUCGGUAUUGCCACCAUCAUUGCUGGAUUUGAUGCCAAUGAUGAAACCCCAAGAUUGUUUCAAACCGAACCUUCAGGGGUGUAUAAUGCCUGGAAAGCCCAUGCGAUUGGUAGAUCUGCUAAAACCGUUAAAGAAUUCUUGGAGAAAAACUACGAAGAAAACAUGACCGAUGAAGAAACACUCAAGUUAACAAUCAAGUCAUUGUUGGAGGUGGUACAAACCGGGGCAAAGAAUAUUGAGGUGUCGGUCUUGAAGUCUGGUGAUAGAAUCCAACAGUUGACUGUCGAGGAAAUCAAAAAAUAUGUUGAUGAAAUAGAAGCUGAAAAGGCAGCUGAUGCAGAAAAGAAGAAACCAAGAGCAAGGGGACAAUAAGUAUAAAUCGUUGUAUAUUACAAACCUUUUGAAUUAAAUGUCUUUUUUUAUAGCAAAUAAUACUUUCACUUUCUAGCUUUCUUCUUACCAUUCGUUUUGGUAUCUUUAGCUUUCCUCUUUUUAUCAUCUUCUUUCUUGGGCACUACUUUAAAGAAACCAUCAAGUCUUCCUUGAACUCCAGUUUUCAAGCCCUUUUUCAACUUUUCGUAACCACUUUUGACACGGUCCUCACUGAAGCCUUUGUCAUUCACCAUGAACUCAAUCAUUCCUUCCAAAUCAGGCUCUUUCCAUUUGAAACUCAAUUCGGAGCAUGGGGUAAUGUCGGGAUUCAAGAACAAUUCCCUGGCUUCUUCGUACGGCCAAUUUUCGGGCAACUUAUACUUCGUUUUGUCGGGGUUGUCGUUUAUGAACUUGACAAUAUUGUCGAUAGAUCCAUGUUCCUUGAUUAAUUUAAAGGCAGUCACAGGACCAACCCCCUUAAUGGUCUCACAGUAGUCGCAUCCCAACAAAAUACAAAGGUCAAUAAACGUCUUUUUAUCCAUUUCAAAUCCUUCAAUAGCAGUCUUACAAUCGAUCUGAUCAAUUGGAAUCUUUCUAGCCUCAGAAAAUGUCAAAUGUCUCAAUAGGUAUGGGGGACUGUAACAAAUGGUAUCCAUAUCUUCAGAAGCAGCGGCAAAGACUUUUCCACCUCUGGCCAACUCGGCGCAUUGAGCUUCGGCUUCACAUGGGGCAUUUAUAUAGGGAAUCCCCAUAAGCUCCAACAACUUUUUAGCUUCAUCGUUAUGUUCACGAGAUACCCGAACCAUUCUUUUCUCAAACUUCAAUAUGUCUUCGGCAGAGCCUUCUUCUUUGGCAUCCUCCAUCUUCUUGAUGGCCUCUUCUUUUCUUAAAUAUCUUUUUUCCAACUCUCCACCUUUCAAGACUGGGGGUUUACCAUCAAACACGUACACGGGUUUAAUCCCAUUUUCAACCAUUCGAAGGGUACGAUAAAACAUGCCCAGUAAGUGUGACGUGAUCUCUCCCUUAUCAUUAGUUAAGUUCUGUCCGUCUCCUUGUCUAACUGCAAUUAAAUACUGAUACAAGCACAUUGAGGCAUCGAUUGCAAUUUUCCGGCCAAAUAAAUUUUUCAAUUGGAACUCUUUAAUGGCUCCAGGGGAAUGAUCUUUUAUAAGCGCAUUAAGUCCCUUAACACCCAUUUUGUCGAUGAGUUUGUAUUCAAAGUCUGUGCUGAUUUGAAAAACGCGUUCCGCGCAUGAAUUAAUAGAGUAU